GACGGGGUCAUUGUAGUUUGUGAAAAACCGUUUGAAUACAAAUGACGGGUUGUAAAAUAAUAUAAACCAUUGAAGAAUGGAACACCGGCCGGCUUGAUCGGAAGAGAAAAGGAGAGAGGGAUGGAAAGAAGAAGGAGAAGAGAGAGAGAGGGAGAGAGAAGAGGAAGAAGGAGAGAGGGUAGAGACAGAGGGGGAGAGAUCGCUUCCGCAUUGGCAUGUUAACGCCCCUUUAUUUCUUGCACUGCAUGGGUAACGACAACAUUAGUAUCCAAAUCUAGAUCACGAUUCGUCGAGAUCUCACUACUCGUCUUGUGUGGUGCACGUAUGCGAUUGGAUUCCAAUAAUUGGAACAUCACUGCCAAUAUAAUACUAAAAAAUAAUACUGUAAGACUUUUUAAACAUAUAUUUAUAUAAAAAUGUCUUUUGUCGAUGGAGAAGCUGUCAAAGACGGAUACGAAAAAGUAAGGCGCGAUGACAAAAAGGAGACUUGGAUGUUGUUGAAGUAUGAAGAGAAACAGAUAGUCCUAUGUGGUACCGGUAUUGGCUACGAUGAAUUCCUUGAACAACUUGGAGAUGAUGAUAGGGCGUAUGGAUACAUUCGAGUAGAGACAGGCGAUGAGAUGAGUAAACGAGCCAAGUUUGUUUUCGUCACGUGGAUAGGACCCAAUGUAGGGGCACUAAACAGAGCAAAAGUUAGCACAGAUAAAGGCUCCGUCAAAAGAAUUAUAAGUGAUUUUGCCAUAGAGGUGCUGGCUGAUGAAAAAGCUGAACUGAAAUUUGACAGCAUACGCUCAAAAGUGAUAGCAGCAGGGGGAGCGAAUUACGGAACCGGAAAGUGAGAUUAAUUAAACCUAGUUACUGUAGUUAAUGUAUGUAUAUCACCUUAUUUUCUUUGGUAUAGCAGCUCCUUGGUUGGAUUGAAAUUGACAUCGUUUGAUUUGGGACUUGUUUCGCAAUAUUUCAUGUAUUUAUUUCACAUAAACUGAAGACAACCCAGUUAGCUUAAUACAGUUAUAGAUAGGCCUGUUCCGGAGUGAGGACAUUAUUUAUACACGUUCAAAUGUAUAUAUAUCAGUCAUUCAUACUUUUUAUGCAAAUAUCUCUGUAUCGGAAUAGAACACAAUCAUGAUAAUAUACUCUGUAAUUGUUUUAGAUGCAUGAAUCAUGUUAUGAUAUUCAAAUCUGGUAUCCUUCCGGUUGAAUACUGUCUGCACGUCACCAAACAAAUUUAUAAGGAUCCGAUUAACCGGGGGCUGAAAUAAGUUUACGUUCAAAUUUUCAAUAGAUUCUUUUCAUUUUCCCCAUAUUCUGAUCAGAACCAGGGGCCGCGGAACGGUUUUGAAAGUUGGGGGGGGGGGCUGAGCCCAAAGUGAGGGGGGCUGACCAUUCCAUUAGAUGGUCAUUGGACGUUUUUGCACACGGUUUGGGAAAAAGUGGGAGGCUGAAGCCCCCCCCCCCCCUCCCGGUUCCACGGCCCCUGAGAAUGUAUGGAAUCAGACAAGAAUGAAUAGAAUAUUGAACACAAUUUGACUAAAUAUCUAUUUGGAUCCCAAUCAAAUUUGUUUAUUCUUGAUGUAUACUUUUGACGAAAUCAUCUGUACUAUAUACAUUGGCCUGGACUACUUCAGUACUGUAUUGAUGACGUUUCUGUUGAUAGAGGUGAUGGCUGAUCAAAAAAAUGUAUUAUUCAAGGGGAAAGAAUAAAUGACAUAUUAUGUAAUUUGUAUACACAAUGAAAAUAGUCAGGUAUUGAUUGAAUUGACUUAUUGAGUAUGUGGUAGCGACUUUUCUUUUUUUUUAUACUAGUCACCAAAUUAUUAUUUCUGUCUGAGCUAGUUUUGAAGAAAAAAAAAAUCACCAACUAUAUUGUCUCCAUAUACGUAGGUCGUUCUAAAGAUAUCUCGCAUAAUUUCACAUUUGUGUAUAUCUUGUUUGCUAUAUACAUUCAAUUGUUUAUGUCCCCACUACGCCAAUUUAUGUUUUGUUUUUAUCGUGUGCUCUUUUGGACGAUAUCAGAUUAAUUCCAUUGUUGAUUAUGUAACAUGUACUUACUGUAGUCUGCCAGCACCGGCUCAAAUUUCACACUUUUUAACAUAUUAUAUACUAUGUCUGGAGUAAAGGUUACACUUCAAACUCUCUGUCCUGUGGUAUAAACAGCCACAUGUCUAGUCUUAUUACUCUGCAUCAUGCACGUUACCCAAACCAAAGGUAUGUGUGUGAAGACUAUACUUGAAGGGGCGUCGACAAGAUAUUUUCAUGGGGGGGGGGCGCAAAUUGAUCAAGAAAUAUGGUAUGUAUACAAGGUCCUUUCCUUCGUGAUAAUAUGACAAUAUUUUUUCAUAGCUCCUCCAUUUAUGUUGUCCCCUCAAUUGAUAGUGUAUUGAGCCGGCAGUCACCCCUUUUAAUCUGCACCCGCCCCAUAUUUGCUUGUAUAUGAGCGUUACUGAAAAUAUGUUGGUGAUACAAGUUUGUUACUUUCGUUCACACUCUCAAACAAUUGGUUUUCGAAGAUUGUAAAGUAAAAGGUGUACACAUUUUUACUGAUUCUUAUAUUCGUAGAGUAUACAUUAUUUAUGGCAUUUUAUAGACUGGUCGCAUAGUACCCGACUUUGUAUAGAUAAGGAGGAAGAGUGUGAUUAGUGUCUUGUAUCGAAUGUAGAAUUAUUUGAUGGUGCUCUAUAGAACGAUGCCCUAUUAUAGAGUCAUUAUUUUGGGUUUAUUGUGAUCAUUUCAUUUAUCAUAGUGUAAUGACUAUGCGUGAAAUAUACACAAUAUUCACUCCAUCAAUCUUUGGUUAUCAUUUCAACUUGUUGGACAAAUAUUUCACUCCACUCUACGUCGUUUGCUAUUUCAUAUUGUCUUUUUUUAAUGUAGAACCGAUUUUUUGUAUUGCUUGGUCUUCAUGUGUAACUUUUGUCAAAGAUUGAUUUUAAUAUUUGAACAAGUGAGCAUUCCAUUUCAGUAAUUAAUUAGUGAAACCAAUAAAAAUGUAUGGUACUGGUUAUGUUUUACUAAAAGAAACAAACUAUGUUGAGCGACGAGAAAAUGUGGGGUCCUAUUUUGCACACACACAAAAAAAUCAAGAGAGUACAUAGACUAUAUUAAUUAGGCAUGUAUUUCCUAUGGGGGUCGCAACACAAAGCUCUAUGAUCAAUUUAACGAUUGAUUACUAUUAACUGAAUUGGUCAUUACUAAAGCCUCAAGCAAAAAUCAAAUGCGAUGAUUGAUUUUGGAAUUUAAUCGAUCGUUGCCCCUCUUCAUCUGAAUUUUUUUUUUU
Molecule: messenger RNA, 3277 nt
Organism: Lytechinus pictus (painted urchin)
Lineage: Eukaryota; Metazoa; Echinodermata; Echinoidea; Temnopleuroida; Toxopneustidae
Product: coactosin-like protein
Exons: 4
Coding region: 417-839 (140 amino acids)
Biological process (GO): regulation of actin filament polymerization
Cellular component (GO): cortical actin cytoskeleton; actin filament; site of polarized growth
Molecular function (GO): actin filament binding
Source: RefSeq, a predicted model, not a curated record